Messenger RNA from Wasmannia auropunctata (little fire ant), 4341 nucleotides. RefSeq names its product tudor domain-containing protein 1-like (gene vret). The record is from RefSeq and is a predicted model, not a curated record. Gene Ontology annotation, molecular function: RNA binding. Lineage: Eukaryota; Metazoa; Arthropoda; Insecta; Hymenoptera; Formicidae.
GUGGGCAUGACCGUUCUUAGAAUCCUUUCUGGUGGGAACAACGAUAGAUAUUGGAUGACGAGCGGCUAGUUCAGUUUUCCGUUGAAGAGGCGAAGAGCAGUGCAAACGCAGCGAAAGGACUCUUUAGUCUUCCGAUACUACAUCGUAUAGGACGGAAUUUUGAUUCCUUUACGGAAUCCCUUGAUUCUCUUGCGAGCAAUUUGCGUGAUACGAGUAAUGGCGCACUUUGCGAAUAUAAACGCCGAGCUGGAUCAUGACCGGAUGGACGUGGAAUAUAGGAUAUAUGUGAACAAUUUGCCAGUAGAGUUAAAUGAGAACGCCAUUAAAGACAUUUUUGGUCAAUAUGGUGAAAUAACGGGAAUGUUCUAUCUUCGUAAUGGUGCAACAUGGUGUUAUAUCACAUAUGGAUCGUAUCGUGAAGCUGAGCUUGCUAUACGAGAGCUUAAUAAUAAGAAACCAUUAUAUCUGAAAGUGACACUUGCAAAGGAAGAAUCUUCUAUGAAAGAGCAAAAAUCAAAAGGAGUCAAUUUUGAACAACCAAAGGUGAUAAAUGCUGCAGAUUCAUUGCCUAUUCAGGAUGAUAUAAAACAUGAGAAUAUGGGUCAUUCGUCACACAAACGUGUAAUGCCACAAAUAGUAGUACCACAUAGUGUAGACCAUGAAUUACCUUCGUGUUCACAUACAGCUAAUGUUUUUGAUGUUGAUGAAUCUUAUAGCAAUACCAAUCAAUUAUGGACAAGAGGUGUCAUAACUGUCACGCCAGAUGGAAAAAGACAUGUUUCUCUUGGACGUGGGUAUACCUUAUAUUCAUUUCCAGAACCAUGUCCUGAUAUAGGAGAACGUAUUUCCAAAAUAUGUGAACAAAGAAAUAAAGGAUUAUAUGAAUAUUCCGAAGACAAAUUGAAAACUGCAGUACAAAACUGCUCUGUUUGUUCUACGAAAACAACAAAACAUUGCGACAAAUGUCGUACAUACUAUUGUAGCAGAGCUUGUCAAUUGGAAGAUUGGCCACAACAUCAGGCUGAGUGUGACCGUAUUCCGGCAUUAAUAGAUGGUAUCUCCUUGCAAAUUAAUCAAGACGUAAAUAAAAUUAAAAAAACGUUGACUCCCAAUGUUGAAACGGCUAAAUCUAGCGAUGUGAAACUGCGACGGCCCAAUACAUUUAAUGUGUCGCAAGCAGAAUGCUCGAAUAAUACAAGUGCAAAUAUCAACGAGCAUAAGAGUAAUACAAUAGUUACACAUAAUUCUAUCAAUAAUACUCAAGAUAGAAGACAUGUAUCUGGUCAACGUGAUAAUAAUAAUGUAUCUCAAAGUAAAAUAGCAGACCAACUAGUAGCAAAUGAUACAAAUACUAAAGAGUCUCCUCAACAACAUCGAUUUCGCAGAUAUAAUAAUACUAACGGGAGUACUGACCAAUCAAGAAGAAAUAACGGAUGCUCUUCAGCAACUAGCUCCACUGACCAAAGUUAUCAUAAUCGUAAUUAUAAAGAUGAUUCAAAUAAGACUAGUCUCAAAGAAAGACCGGGUAAUAGCAAUGUAAGAGAUAAAACUUUCAAUAAUGAUAGAAACUAUCCUCAAAGAAACGGAUUCCCCAAAGAAAAUAACAAAGGCUCUACUAGCUAUAAUGACAGAGAAAAUACUAAUAGACAAGGAACUGGUACUUCCAACGACACCUCAGUGAAUGACGAUGCGAAUUUUUAUAAUACACACUUGUCAAAAAAUAAAUUUACAACCGUGGAAGUCAUACUAUCGCUAGGUAAUAAUGAAUAUUGGGUAUUUAAAUUAGAAGAUAAAGAUGCACGUACCAAUUUAAUGAUAAAGUUGCAAGAUAUAAAAAAUUCACCAAGUAUGUCGCCGGUUAUUGGUGAAACUUAUGGUGCGGUAUAUGAAAAUCUUUGGUAUCGAGCUAUGGUAACAUCCUUGAAUCCUACUAAGGUCCACUUUAUUGAUUUUGGUAACGAUGAGACACUAAAACAAGAUGCCGAGCUGAAAGAUCUUGGAGAUUUGAGUAAUUUUCCUAUACUUGCUAGAAAAAUUCGUUUGACACCGGGCACAAGUGAUAAGUACAGGAAUCUACAAGAGGAAGAUAAAAUUUCCGUUAAAAUGUUAUCUGUCGAUUCUGAAAACACGAUAAUAGUAGAAAUAAAAGAAGAACAGUCCGCUGCAAAAGAUACAACUUCGCAUGCGACAGAAAGUGCUUCAAAUAAUGCAGCGAAAAAGUUUGUAUCGCAAGAAAAUUCUAAAGCAUUAUCAAGUAAAAGUACGAAUAUUUCCACAGUUCAAGUACCUCCUAGUGUCUUGGAUGCUUUGGCUGAUUUGUUGAAACAAAAUGCAGCUUCCGAAUUACAAAUAAACGGUUUCAUAGAAUUUUGUGAAACUUCGCAAAAGAACGUUUACUACACGUCUUUGAAUCCACAAGUUUAUAAUGAUGAAUGUGUGCAGAUUUAUGAAGUUAUGCAAGAAGAAUGCGAAAACAUUAAAACAUCUGCAGAUUACAAACCAAAAGCAGGAGACUUGGUUUGCGGAAAGAUAAAUGGUACCUGGUACAGAAUAUAUAUUUCACCGAGUCCUGAAACAUCAUCGAAAUUGUCCUUCAUUGCAAUAGAUGAUGCAAGAAAUGUAUUAGUAGAUCAAGUUUUGCCUUGUCCUGAAAAGUUUUUGAAUAUUUAUGCCUUUGGAGUAAUAUGCGAAGUAAAUCGAUCCACCGAAUUAUUGCAAGUGGGACAAGUAUAUGACUUUAGAGCAAUCAUGGAUGAGAAGAGUCACAAACAAGAAAGUCUUAAAAUCGAAAUAAUUGUAACUCCUGAAAAUAACUCCAAUCUUUUAAAACCUGAAAUAAUUCCAGCGGUUGUGAAGUCUUGGAAAUCUUCAUCAAAUAUUUUAAUUCUGUCUGAAUUAAAAAAUGGAUCUAAGGUAUGUCUUACAAGUUAUCGAAAUCAUUACCAUAUGUUUGUACGCUCUCUAGAAGAAGAUGCUAUAGAACAUUAUAACAAGAUUAUGCAAGCUGUCGCACAUUGUGCACAGACAGCACCAUAUUUCACUGAACCUCCAAAUGAGACACAAAUUAUAAUUGCGCCAUACACUGAUGGCAACAGUUAUCGUGCUAUGGUACAUAAAAUAAUGCCGAAUAAUAAAGCUAGGGUAAUAUACGUUGAUUUCGGCAAUAUAUGCGAAAUUGACAUAAAAACUCUUAAAGUCCUACCAUUAGGUUACCUUCCAAAAGAGGAUCACAGCUGUGUGGCAAAAGUAUACUUAAAAGAUGUUCCUCGUGACAUACCCACAAACCAAGACGUUGACAUGUAUCUUCGCAAUUUAACAGGCAACGAAGUACCUCUAGUAUGUACAUUCGAGGGUUCUUCUAAGGAUAAGGAAGUUCGUUUAACCACGCUUGCAGGAGAAUGUGUUAAUGACAAAAUAAAUGAAUUGUUAAUCCCGGGGUGGAAAAGACCAAAUAGUGAUGAUUAUACUUGCUACAUGAUGAAGGAUAUCGAAGUGGCAAGUUUAGGACGCGUGAAUGAUACAGUGCAAGCACUGGUACUGUUUAAAGUACGGGGAGAUCAAUUCACGUUGGCUCCUUUAGAUGUACAAUUGGUAACCCAUGUCUCUGAAGUGAUGCCCGCAAUGUUGAAAGAAUAUUGUGAGACAACGGAAUAUUAUAUACCAAGAACCAAUGAAUUGUGUUUGGCAUUGUUUGAGGAGGCAUGGUAUCGAGCAACGUGCCUCAAUCCUAAGGAAUCGAACACAACAUCUACAAUUCUCUUUAUUGAUUAUGGUAAUAUUGAGUCAGUAAAGCAUCAGAAUAUAAGGUUAAUGCCCAAAGACUUCAUUGAACCUGCAGCAUUGGCGAAUAUGUGUACAAUUGUCAAUUUGGGACCGGUCAAAAAUGGACAAUAUUCGGAAGCAAUACGAAAAAAAUUGGAUGAGUUAACAUCAAAUUCCAUUAUCCAAAUCAAAAUCGUAAAAUGCCACGAGGACGGAGUUUAUGAAGUCGAGUUGCCAGACGUUCGCACCGCGCUUAUAAAACAUGGUCUCAUGUCUUUGUAAAAGUUUUUUAAUUUACUUAGUUUUAUGGAUUAUGUGAUCUUGUUUAGAAAUUAAGAUCUUUUUUUUUUUAGUCUUAAGACAUAAUGACUCAUUUAUGUAUUUUAAAGAUUGACUUUUUUCAUUUUAUAAUUUCAGUCUAUUCUACUAUUAUCAAAUUUUGUUUCUUAAUUAACAAUUUUAUUUUUGUUAAUUAUGCUAUAUUUGCGAAGGCGUUACCUUAUAUUCUUUUUUGCUACGAAUAUUUAGGAAUUAAGAAACUUUUGUAUUUUCUUAAUAAAAGAAAUUAAUUACAGCAUA